Molecule: messenger RNA, 915 nt
Organism: Theobroma cacao (cacao)
Lineage: Eukaryota; Viridiplantae; Streptophyta; Magnoliopsida; Malvales; Malvaceae
Source: RefSeq, a predicted model, not a curated record
GAAGCCGAGCUUAAAAUUCAGCAAUUAAACCGCUCACUUUGGGCUCGUUCGUUUCUUAACUAUUCUUUUCCAUGGCGAGGUCUCUUCUUAUCGUAAGCCUCGCCCUGCAGAACCCUUCAUUUUCACCUGUACCAGUCAACUUCCUCUUUGCUAUUCUAUCAGUUUUCUCUGUAUUUUCGAUCACGGUAUUCCUUUGUGCUUCACACAAAAACAGGGGAUUUCAAAGGCAGAAAAAUAAUGAAGAAAGCAUGUCAAGUGAAAGGAAGCUGCUGUCAAAGAUGAACAGCAACCUUGGAAGUAAAGCUCAGCUGAUGGUGAAGAUGAUUUCUUGGAGAAAACGGCAGGCAGAGGAGGAAGAAGAUUAUAACGGAAGUGAUGAAGCUGUUUGGAGGAAGACAAUUAUCAUGGGAGAACGUUGUCGUCCAUUGGAUUUUUCAGGGAAGAUUUUGUAUGAUUCUCAAGGAAAUCUUCUACCAGCCGAUUCUACUUAAGGAGAUAACAGAGUUCAAGUUAUUCCUUCGGGAAAAUGUUAGAGUUUCUUGAGAUUUAUAACAACAUUUUAUCCACCAUCGGUGUAUAGUUAUCUGAUAUUACUGACUCUGUAAAUACUGUCUUGUGGCAGAUGCGGUUCAUACAGGGUGUUGUUAUUUUGUGUUAUAUUGUUGCUGUUCUAUUUUGUAAAUCAUACUGUGCUCGCCAUAUUGAGUGGAUUGUGUUUAGUGGGAGGGCUUAAGGCAACUGCAUGAUGCAUUGCCAUUUGUGAUUAGGUCGGCCGUUGUUGGUUGGUUUGUAUUCUGGAGGUUAUGCGCAGGUCUUUUUGUUCUUUUCGACAUCAGAUUAUCAAUCAUAGUCUGGUACCAAAAUGGGCAGCAAGUGUGCAGCUAUAUUUAGUAAUGAAAUCUUGCUUCUUUUUUU